Cygnus olor (mute swan) is the source of this 5801-nucleotide messenger RNA. It is a transcript of the gene PTP4A3, whose product is annotated as protein tyrosine phosphatase 4A3. Gene Ontology annotation, cellular component: nucleus. The transcript is spliced from 6 exons. The record is from RefSeq and is a predicted model, not a curated record. Gene Ontology annotation, biological process: protein dephosphorylation; endothelial cell migration. Lineage: Eukaryota; Metazoa; Chordata; Aves; Anseriformes; Anatidae. The coding region runs from base 907 to 1428 and encodes 173 amino acids. Gene Ontology annotation, molecular function: protein tyrosine/serine/threonine phosphatase activity.
UCAGCUGAUCGCUGGACCACUCUGCCAACAGGCUCUUCUCGCAGCUCGGCGGCUGCGAUACCGCUUCUUUUUCCCCUUCCCUUCCCCACCCCUUCCUUCUUUCUCCCCUCCCCACCCCCCCCCCCCCCAGGUCCUCCGCCUGCUUUCCGAGCCCAAGGCUGCGACAGGGAGCCCGGCUGCAGCUGCGCGGGGUCCGCAUCCAAAUGGUUUCCUGGAAGCCUCGCUCUCCGCCGGGAUUUAUGGAGGUGCCGAGAAGCAGCUUUGAGCACUGCAGCCCCCGGCCGCCUCGCCUCGCCCGGCGUCCCGACCUUCGGAUUUAACCAUUCAAGGCUCCCGUGCAUGGAUUGCCCGAACCAGGCACCGCUGCCGGCCGCCGCCGCCGCCGCCCCGUAGGCUCCCGGCCCCCCUUGCCGCCCCCAAGUACUCCACAUACCCCGAUGGGGUAACGUGACGGGGCCACCGCCGUGCCACCACCAUCCCCAUACGCAGAGGCCUUUCUAGAGCGCGGCACCGGAGGCGACAGCCGCUCGCCAUUGCACACGCCGAGGACGCCGACACUACAGCAAAGGGAUUUUUUUUUUUUUUGUAAUUAUUAUUAUUAUUAUUAUCGUUAAUAUUAUUACUACCGUUUGGCUUUCACCCCGGGGGGGGGCUUGCGGUGUGUCGAGGAAGCCGGCGCGCUCCCAGGAGCUGGGAUUAUUUGCACAACGUUUGUACAUUGAGUUCUCGAUCCUGUUUUUGGUGUUUUGUUUUUUUUUUGUUUUUUUUUUUUUUGUUUUGUUUGUUUGUUUUUUAAGCGCAGAGGGGUGUUGGGUUUUCUUUUCCCCUCCACGCCACGCUUUUCUUGGGUUUUUUCCCCCUGCCGCCAUCAGCAUCACCUCUGCGUCACCGUCCUCCCAUCCCACCAUGGCCCGGAUGAACCGCCCUGCGCCGGUGGAGGUCUGCUACAAAAACAUGAGGUUCCUCAUCACCCACAACCCCACCAACGCCACACUCAGCACCUUCUUGGAGGAUCUGAAGAAGUACGGUGCCACCACGGUUGUGCGAGUGUGCGAAGUGACCUACGACAAGACCCCCCUGGAGAAGGACGGCAUCACCGUCAUGGACUGGCCGUUCGAUGACGGAGCGCCUCCUCCCAGCAAGAUCGUGGAAGACUGGCUCAACUUGCUCAAGACCAAGUUCUGCGAAGACCCCGGCUGCUGCGUGGCCGUGCACUGCGUGGCCGGCUUGGGGCGCGCUCCUGUCCUCGUCGCGCUGGCCUUGAUCGAGAGCGGGAUGAAGUACGAAGACGCCAUCCAGUUCAUCCGACAGAAGCGCAGAGGAGCCAUCAACAGCAAGCAGCUGACGUACUUGGAAAAAUACCGACCAAAGCAGAGACUCCGAUUUAAGGACCCUCAUAACCACAAGAACAAAUGCUGCAUCAUGUAACCUCAACGACCUCUUGCCAAAACCCGUGCACACAAACACCCGGGCACUCGCACGCAUCCCCCUCUCUCCUCCCAGCCCCGCGCACCCCACGCACUGCCCCGCUCGCGGACCCAGCUAAUAGGGGUUGGGGUUUUGGGGGACAUGGAGCACCCCCGAUGUGUGCCGGCACCCGGAGCACGCUCACCUUGCCGAAUCCCCCCCAAAAAAGGAUGCUCGGUCCAGCCACAGCCCCGAGGAGGGAAGGCGGUGCUGCCCUUUGACUCUCGGCGCUACCAGGCAAUGAGUUCCCGUGGUGCCGGUUCUUUGUCGCCUUCCUCCUCCUCUUCCUCCUCCCUUUCCCCUCUUGUUGCACUGAGAGCAAGUCCCGGCGUGAGGAGGGAUGGAUGGGCACGGGGGCACUUGGUUUUGGGGGGAUGCAGGCCGGGCUGUGCCAGCCAAGGAGGGAUGGGGAGCAGGAGGGCUGGGGCACCCCAAAAAAAAACCCUUUCCCACCUCUUCCCUAAAAAUAAGGGCUGCAGCAGCAGGGAUAAAGGUGGUGAUGGCAGGGAGGGAAGAAGGGGGCUCGUAGCAUGGUGCUGGCCCUAUGGCCAUGGGAAAGGCUGAGCGAAGUCCCCCCAGCACCAUUCCCUUUCUCCUGCCCCCUUCUCCAUCACCAACUCCCUGUGGGGCUUGCGGGGGGCUUGCUGCCCCUCCGGGUCCCGCAGGGCUGCAGCGAAGGCAGGGGCACCAGGAAAUUCGGGGAUCGUGGCAGGGCUUUGAGGCACCCAGCUUUUGGGGAUGUAGGGUCAGCGCUGGGUCCCUCCAGGUGCGGGGUGCUCUUAUUUAUGGCUUCCAAACUCAAAGUAGAGGGUGGUGGUUUCUCUCUCCCCAUGUCCCCCCAGCUGAGCUCACAGCGAUGCUGCAGCACCGAGCGUGUGCUCAGCAUCUUUCCCAUUGCAUCCCCAAGCCACGGAGCAAACCCAAAUUCUGCACGUGAUGCCCUGGGAACAUAAAGUGUAUCUCGGGGCACAUCCACAUCCUCCAGCACUGAGUUUGCUGGCCGAAGUGCCAGGCUGCAGUUUUCCUGGUGGAUUUGGAGUGCCCCUGGCAAGAGCGCGUCACCAGAUUUUGCACCUGCCUUUCCCCCCUCCUCCUCCGUGGCAUCUGCACCAUGUGCGCUUGGCACCCCAAAAAACCUUGGUGCGUGCCAUGGGGUGUGUGCAGAGCUGCCCCCGAGCCGGGACGUGAAACAUCUCUCAACUUUCUGCCUUUGAACGCUUGCAGCAGCGGGAGCGGUGGGCACAUAGGGGGCACGGGGGUAGUUUUUUUUCUUUUGAUGAGGGUAAGAAGAGAUUUGCUAAUUAAAGGAAAAAAAAAAAAAGUUUGUCUUCCGCACGUCCUCUGGCCUUUCUUUCUCCCAUCGCUGCCCUGCAGAGCCCAGGAGGUGACCCACAGCCCCCCAGGCUCAUCCUCAGCGCUGUCACCAGGGCGUACAUGUGGCCCCAAGGGAUGCUCCAGGGCUUCUGUGGGCUUGCAGUUGCCCACCCCUCAGCUGCAGAGAGCCAAAGAUGUUGGGGCGAGGUGGGCUGGUCAUCCAGCAUCUCGUGGUUUUGGUCUACCCAACUGGAGAUGCCUUCAGCGCCCUGCGUUGGGCAUCUCCAAAGGUUUGUUGGGCAUCUCCAGAGGUUUGUGGGCCUUCUGAAAUGCAGACAAUCCGGAAAUAAUUGCUUCAGAGGGUUAGUCUCUUGGGAUAAGCAGCGAUGAAGGCUGGUUAGACACCUCAGGUACCUGCAGAGGGAUAGGGGAUGGCUUUGUGCCACCAGACGUGGAGAUGACCAAGGAUGACCUUGGAGCGCUUGCCAGCACCGCUCCUGCUCUCCUGCUGAGAGCCAGCCCCAACCCAUGGCACGUAGCUCCCCUCCUGGGGACAUUCGUGGGGCCAAGCAAAGUGGUCCCUUGGGGUGGGACAGAACAUGGGGUGGGACAGCCCACAAUCCCUUGGGUUUCUCUACCCCUUUCCAGGCUGUCGGUGCCCAGAUCUCACGGGGAAGGCGGUGGUGGUUGAAGGGUGAUAAAGCAGGCUGAUAAAAGGGCCUGAUCCCUCUCAGUAGGUCACCAUCCCAUUCCUGCUGAUUUUCCCGAUCACGUCCUGCUGCUAAAAUAGGUGCCGCUUCGUCCCUGAAGGUGUUAGGAGGGGGCUCGGCACUGCAACCAGGGUGGCCCCAAUCCCCCUUGGACCUGUGGAAGGUUUAGGAUAAGACUGGGAACCACCACUGAGGGCACAGAGGUGUUUCUGCCCUGGCAAAGGGAGGAGAAAUGUUCUCACCCAUGCUCACAGGAGCACUGCACACCAGAUUGCCUGGGGCAAGAUUUCGGGGGCAACGCAGGGGGACAGGCUUGGCGGCGCUUCUUCGCUUCAGGUAGCAUCCACCCAACACCUUAAAAAUAGGGAGAUUUUAGUGUUAAGAGCAGUCCUUGACCUGGAAAAAUCUACGUGGCUAAAUCCUGAGCACCCCUGGCUGGCAGAGCAACGCCUUGAUGUCCUCCAGUUUUGUGAGUCACUGCGAAAGAAACCAUGCUGCUUUAAUUGCCCUACUUUUUUCUUCUUUUUUCCCUUUUUUGUCCUUUUCUUUUUUUUUUCUUUUUGAAUGGAUGUGUUUGCCCAUCCCAGAACUUGCUGUCACCUCCCACAUGCUGCUCCGUGGACAGGACACCCAGGAGCUGCCACCCUUGCAUGGAGGGUUUGAAACCUCUCCGAGGUUUCUCCAUGUUGGACUGCCAAACGUUUGGAACGUCUUUUUUUUUUUUUUUUUUUUUUUUUUUUUUAGGAAUUGGGCUCCUACCUCUGAGGUACCAGCUCCUCAGAGCCAGCACAGAGCCAGUUACAGAAACAACAGGCUAUGGGAAUGGAAGGGUCUUCCAAUUGGGUUUUGGGUAAGAAAUCUCAAAGAAUCCAGUUCUUUCCAUGUCUCAGGACAGUAACAGGGAAAGUUGGAGCUCAGUAGACUUGCAGUGCCUGAGCAAGUCCUGAGUGACCAGGCGCUCAUAGCUUGGGCUGAUUUUGGGGUCCCUCUUUACGGUAAUCUAAUCCCUGUUUCACCUCAGAUGCUGAGACAUGUUGAAAGGAGAGAUGUAGAAAAUCUGACACGUUUACCAGUUCUGUUGCUGCUUCAGUUGUCUCCCCCGGGUCUUGCAGAAGUCAUAGGGAAUGCACACCCUGUGGCUUUGGCUGCAAGCAAACCACGUUAGCCUGCCCUUAUCUGCAGAGGCAAAGGUACAAAUUGGGUUUUAGCCUUCUGCACCCCUAUCCCCCUUCCAUGGAAACCCCCCAUCUGUCCAGCAUCCGCAGGGACUCAUCUCCAAACCACCCGCAAGGUCUCCAGAGACCCAAGUGAUGGCAAAACCAUCAAGCUAAGAGCUCGUAGGCUUUGCCCAGGAGUAAAUCAUGGCUGAACGUCAUACAGGGGAUAAAUCUGAGCAGGAAUUCAUGGUUGGAAGGAGGACAACGUGGCCAUUAAAAAUGGGCAGAUCUUUGUUUAGGGAAGGUCUGGUGGCAGUCUUUGUAUUUCUAAAUUCAUAUUCUGAGUCUUGCAGCUUGGGCUGAGAGCAUCGGAUGAGGUUAUGAGUAACAGAUUCUCCAAGGAUGCAAAGGGUCUUGCUCUAUCUACAACAGAACGAGUCAAUUUAUUUUAUUUUAUUUCUCUUGGGUUUGUUUGUUGUUUUUUUUUAUUGGUCCCAGUGGGGAAGCACCCGGGGAGAUUCGUGACUUCCAUGCAGUUUCCAGGGGCUUCUAUCUCAUUUCCUUCCAGCGGGCAGGGUAGGUGCAGUUCAGUGGGUGGCUUUGGAUGGGAUGCUGGCUGGUGGGAGAAAAAUGGGGCCAAUUUCUUUACACAGUGGGGGUCACGGGCCCGUUAUGAUCCCGCUCACAGGCCCCAGUAGACAUUCCUGGGGAGGGGGGCAUUUUGCCGCACUCGGCUUCCCUUUAGACGACAAUCUCCAAAUAAACCCGCGACUUCCCCACUGUUUCUUUCUGUGUAACAAAGGACUGCAUAUUUUCCUUUUUAACUCCGUGGGCAAUCGUAGUAGUAUGUAGAUUAAGCCCAGAUGGGUUUUUUUUAUUUUUUUUUUCAGUCUGAGCCAUAGCUAAGUUAUUAUACCCAAUGCUUUUUGUAUCAGAUGGCGUCACUUUAAAUAUGCAGAUGAGGUAUAGGAUCUCAACACUUUAUAACCUUUUUAAAAAAGAAACUUGUCUGUUUACUUAUGUCUUCUGUAAAAAGGAAAAAAAAAUGUAUGCCUUUUAGUUAUCACUUUUUUUUUUUUUUUUUUGAGUUUUAUGAAAUUACAGUGGUUUCACUCCAGCAGCGGCGAAAUAAAAAGCGUUUCACUGUUUUGUA